Messenger RNA from Solanum stenotomum, 2197 nucleotides. Its product is annotated as F-box protein At3g07870-like. The record is from RefSeq and is a predicted model, not a curated record. Gene Ontology annotation, molecular function: protein binding. The transcript is spliced from 8 exons. The coding region runs from base 381 to 1598 and encodes 405 amino acids. Lineage: Eukaryota; Viridiplantae; Streptophyta; Magnoliopsida; Solanales; Solanaceae.
UCACGGUUACAUGGAUAUCAAGAAUAGACAUACACGUGCUCAAGAAUAGACAUAACAUGCAAAGAACGUGUGGUGAAUCUAAUAAAGGUAAUAAAAGGAUACAAAGAUUGAUGUCAAGAAUAUUUUGGGGCCAAUAGAACAAUAAAGGAUAUUUCUCUAUCAGUUUUAACCUUUUUUGUUCCUGAAAGUACCACAUUGUACUUCAAAAAAGUUUUGUGUUAAACUAGAAAUAGAUAAUCGAGAUAUGAAGCUGCACAAAUAAAUUAGCAGCAGAUUUUAGGGUUCAACCACGAAGGUGUAGAAGAGUGGAGUUAGUUUUUUUUAGCUCUCGAAGAACAGAGAAAUUCAAUUCAGUUGAACAGAUUCGCCGCGGGAGAGAAAUGUCGGAUUAUGUGCCAAAAGACUUGAUGAUUAAGAUCUUCACAAGGUUACCAAUCAAAUCAAUCCUUCGAUGCAGAAGUGUUUGCAAGUCAUGUUGUAAUGGGAUUGUGUGCCUUGCUGCUGCCGACCAAUUGAAUUACUUGAAUCAUUUCUACUUUUGGAACCCAUCUAUCAGAAAGCCUGUAGAACUCCCAGAACAAAUUUAUACAUGUGAGAAAUGUGAUACAUAUGCUUAUGCGUUGGGGUUUGGUUUUGAUCAUGUUACCAAUGACUACAAGGUGGUAAGAGUAGGAGACACUUCGUCUCAUCCGUUUCCACCUCAUGUUGAUCUUUAUAAGCUAAGUACUGGUGUUUGGGAAGACAUUAGCCAUGUCUCUCUGUCUUACCUAUUCCUUGCCACUACAUCACAGGCGUAUGUGAAUGGAGCUUCUCAUUGGAUUGCUUCCAAAUGGGAUGUAUUAUCAUUUGUGAAUGUGAUUGUUUUAUUCAACAUGCAUGAUGAGAUAUUCUCAGAGAUGAUAUUGCCGAGUAGUUUAAUCAAUGAGUCACGAUCACACUAUGAUGAAAUGUUCCUUUUUGUGUCAGAGGAAUCUCUUUGUUUGGUUGAUAAUAACUAUGACAAACGUGAACCUAUUGAUAUUUGGAUGAUGAAAGAGUAUGGUGCACCAGACUCAUGGGUGAAACAGUUCAGCAUCCAAAAUAAUCAGUUUGCACAACAUAUUCCUCUUCGUGAUGACAUUUUCUGGACACCUUAUUCUGGAAGCGCUGCUCCAACUGAGCUUGAGAUUGCUAAUGAAUUUCUGAAGCCAAUGGCUAUAAGGAAAAAUGGUGAAAUCUUAUGGGAAGGUAACCGAAGAUUAUUUGUUUCAGUUGAUCAUACAGGUGAAAGGUUUAAAGAUGCUGACAUUGGUAACUCAUCAAAUGAUUGGUGUUACAAUCCACGUUAUGUUAAUUAUUACAAAGAGAGCCUUGUUUUACCUGAUAGAUGGACAAAUAAUUGUGUUGGAGAUGCUUGUGAGGAGUCAUCCAAUUUAUGGAAGAGAGAGCCCAAAGAUGGGAAAAGAAGGAUCUCAAGGGAAAAAUCUAAAUAUAGAAUCCGGAUUGCAUCUCUUUUGCACAUGAGUGGAUUGCUUUACGUGUCAAAAAUGAAAGGGAAAUGGUUGCGGAAGAAAGGAAGGAAGAUCAAGCAAGUCAAAGAUCCUUCAUUGUCCAAUUAAUUAGCUAUGUUGCACUUGAAGUCCUUUAGCUCAGGUUCAGUCUCACAAUGAAGACCUCUUUUGAUGUAGUGGAAGGUCAAAGCUUCCAUGAGCCAGAAGCGUAUGGCAUAUUUAAUACUCUAGGUUACUGAGCUUCCCUCAUUUCCCGCUUUUGACAUAGGAAGUCUUCAUUCUAUCUAUGAGGAAGGUUCUACAUCAGGUGCUUGUAAUAAAAACUGCAAUACAGCUAAGCCGUCCAUUACUAAAGGUUUCUGCCCUUGUUUCGAAAUACAGAAUUCUGAAAGAGCGACCAUUGGAUCUACCAUAAGAUAAACUAUAGUUCCCCUGACAGCACAACUAUUGUUGAACAAGCGAUAUUUCAUCAACGAGCUCUUAGACGUUGGCACAACCGCUUGUUCAGCAAUGAUCUGCUGCCAAGUGAACUUUGGUUUACACCGGCUCCAAACUUCUGUUAAGUUGUUCAUGUCAUCGGCUACCACAGAGUUUUUAUUCCACUGAUAUGCCUUUCAUGCCUGCUACACCCAGAACAUUGUUGCUCCAACAGAGAGAAGAGCUUUCUUACUCUUUCCUAUUCGUUUGUUCUUUCAAUUUCCAAUUUU